AUGGGGUCAGAACUCGGCAUCACCGCCGACUCCAAGCCGGUCGCCGACUACAGCCCCGUCAGCAUCUGGUGGGCAACAUGGGCCGCCGUCUGGACCGUCGCCGUCUCGCUCGGCAUGGCCUAUCUCAUCGUCCGCCGUGACACCCCCGUCCUCCGAAUCCGCAGUCUCGGUCUCUCGCUCUCUGCCAUUGUUCUUCUUCAUUUGUACUACACCAGCGUUCAGUUCGGCACCAUGAUGGGCGCCCUCAUGCCCGGCGAUGCCCAGUACUGGAUCAUGGGCACAUACCUGCCGUGCGGCAUGGCCUUGUUCUACGGCUCCAACACAUACUUUCUCCACGUCGCCAAGCUCCAGAAACGAUUUGCUCCGUAUGGGAGUCGCUCGGGCGAUGCGCCUUCUAGCAACCGGGGUGGCUUCAUCGGUCGGUUCCGUCGUCUUGCGUAUACUACACGGGUGGUUAUUCUGGUUGGGAUUGCCAUGGCUAUUCAGGUACAUCCCCUCGAUAUUAUUAUGGCGAUCUUGUCUAACCGGUCAGCUCUUCCUCACCGUCCUGAUGUGGUUGAUCUCGAAAAAGUUCCACAGCUCCUGGGGCAUCCCGGGCACCGAAGUCCACGGUCCCCCUAUGGCACAAAAGGCAGAGCAGGGCCGUGGCUGGGAAUGGUGGCCCGGCGUGCUCUCGCAGGUCUUUUGGUGCUGGAUCGUCGCUCCUAUCAUUCUCUGGAGGUCGCGUAA
This is a messenger RNA of Aspergillus calidoustus, 729 nucleotides long. The record is from the annotation of a GenBank genome assembly. NCBI's taxonomy places the organism in Eukaryota, Fungi, Ascomycota, Eurotiomycetes, Eurotiales, Aspergillaceae.